AUGGCUGUCGACAAUACCGUUGUUCAAAGCUGCUUGGCUAACAUCAGACAGCAAUCUCAACUUAUGAAAGAAAACUUAUCCAAAGGAUCUCUCCUACCGGCAUUGAAACAUUGCUCUAACUUUUUGAACGAAUUGAGGACUAGCCAAUUGACUCCAAAGCAGUAUUACGAAUUGUACAUUGCCGUGUACGAUGCCUUGGAAAUCCUUUCCAAUUUCUUACUUCAGUCUUAUAAGUCUAAGCUGGCGAAGAACAAGGACACUACUUUCUUGACCGAUUUGUAUGAGUUGGUGCAGUAUUCGGGCAAUAUUGUUCCCAGGUUGUACAUGAUGAUCUCUGUUGGCACUACUUGUAUGUCAAUAAAGGGUCCUGAAACUAAAGAAAUUAUGAAGGACUUGAUUGAAAUGUGCCGUGGUGUUCAGCACCCAAUAAGAGGCUUGUUUUUGCGUAAUUAUUUGACACAGAGGGCAAAAGACUACUUCCCGUUAUCUAGCGAGGAAGAUCUCGAGGAGACAGUUGAUUUUUUGAUCACCAAUUUCAUUGAAAUGAACAAACUCUGGGUCCGUUUGCAGCAUCAAGGCCACUCCAGUGAGCGCGAGUUGCGGUAUCAGGAGAGAAAGGAAUUAAAAAUCCUUGUCGGCUCCAAUUUAGUUCGUCUUUCGCAAGUGAUUGAUGAUUUUCAGGGGGGAGAAAAUUAUUCUAGUGAAGAGUUCUAUAAGGAAAGAAUCUUUCCUGCGAUUACAGAACAAGUAAUUGAAUGUCGGGAUCAUCUCGCACAGAGUUACUUGAUUGAUGUGAUCAUUCAGAUUUUCCCAGACGAAUUCCACUUCCUCACUUUAAACAGUUUGCUUAACGAUGUCUUUCUCCACUCACAUCCAUUGUUAAAAAAAUCUGAACUUGUGACAACUUUAGUGGAUCGCUUUGUUACCAAUCAUAAGUAUGAAGAAGAUUUGGUUUCUGUUGAGAAUUCGACUAGUCAAGUGAAUUUGGAUGACAACCAAAAUACUAAAAAGCAACCGGCAUCUCAGAAUUCAAUUUCAAUGACAGAAGUUUUUCAGUCCUUUUGGGACUUUUAUCUCAACUUACAAUCUUCUCAACCAGAAUUGCCACCUAGCGAGUUCAUAUCCAUUUUGCAGAGUCUUAUGAAACUUUCCUUAACUUAUGAUCCUGAAAAUUAUGAGAAUCUUGACAAGAUCUAUCUGUUUGCCAAUGACAAGUUAUCAGAGCACACACUGAAGAGUGCUGAUCAUGAAGAUGACAAAUCCGCACAAGGCUUGUGGUUGGACUUGUUAAUCACACCGGUGAGAUAUUUUUCAUCAGUCAAAAGCUUGAUCAAGCUAUCCUUCUUUCAUGAACUCUUUUCCAAGUUCUCUGAUGUGAAAUUACAGAAACAGCUCGCAGUGGAGAUCGUUGAUAAGCUUUUAGAGGAAGCUGAUGGUGACUCUACGAACCAAACCUACGACAAUGCGGAGAAUAUUGAUGAUGUAUUUAAGUACAUUCUCGUCCUCAUCCAGGAAACGGAUGAUAGCUUGAACACUGCCAAAGAUUUGGGCGUUACUGAAUCAAUCAAGGUGGAUGGCAAGGAAAAAUAUGUAUCAGCUUCAUUUCUCGAGACACAGGAGAAGAUUUGUAAGACUCUCCAUUUGAUAGAAAGCCCCGACAUCUUCAAGAACUUGUCAAUUUUACUUCAUGUGAAGAAGAGAUAUUUGAACAAGAAUAUGGCCAACAUCAUCUACACGUACCCUACUUUGAUCACAAAGAUGACUAAUAAGCUCAGAAUUGCAGGUUACCAAUCAUUGAGAGCAACCAAGGAUGGUUCAGAUCAGACUGAUUUGCUUAUAACAAGCAACUUCAAGAACAUCUCGAUCAUCAUAGAUGAAUUGUAUCAGCAUCACCAUGCUUUCCAUUCAGAGCUCAUUCUUAAACUCUAUUUGAACUUAGCUACUGUUGCUGACCAGUUGCAACAGGAGACAAUUGCAUAUGAGUUGUUCACGCAAUGUUUUGUGAUAUACGAGGAGAAUUUAGUGCUCAAUACGCUGCAGAACCAAAUGCACAAUCCGCAUGAGUCAAUGGGUGGUUCCGUAUCAUACCAGGCUAUUGUGAUGAUUGCUAAUCGCUUGGCGACGCUGAGGUAUUUCAACAAGGAAAACUACGAAAGUUUAAUCACAAAGAUCACGUUAUACGGGUCCAAAUUAUUGAAGAAGCAGGACCAGUGCAGGUCAGUGUACUAUUGUGCGCAUUUGUGGUGGUGGUGUGAUCUUUGGAUCGACGGACCAUCUCCCACUUUGGGAACAGAUGCCAUAGAUGACGGAGAAAAGAGUAAAGCACAUAGCGAGGAACAAAAGCCUACUGAAGAUGCUACAGACUCUGCCGAGAAGCCUGAAAACCUGAGUAACCCUGAAAGCUCGUCUGACGAUUCUGGAGAGAAGAAAGCUGAGAGCGAUGAUGCUACAGUGCAGGGUAAUACCCAAAUGUUGUAUCGCGAGCCUAAACGGGUGUUGGAAUGUCUCCAGAAAGCGCUCCGAGUCGCCGAUUCUUGUAUGGAUCCAUAUUUACUGUUGAAGCUAUUCGUGGAGAUCUUGAACCGAAGCCUUAUUUUCAAUGUCUAUGGCAAUUGGCUUGUGGAUCUGAAAUAUAUCAAUGGCUUGAUAGAUUUGAUCCGCACUAACAUUGCAAACUUCAGAGAUGAAGCCGCACGUGAUGAAGAUGACCACGAGACUCGUCUACUUAGGCAUAUUGAAGAGUAUUUAAAGCGCACUUUGGUUUAUGUGCAGCUGCAGCAGAUGUCCGAAGAUCGCUUUAAUAACGUGGUGGUGUAA
Molecule: messenger RNA, 2817 nt
Organism: Clavispora lusitaniae ATCC 42720
Lineage: Eukaryota; Fungi; Ascomycota; Pichiomycetes; Serinales; Metschnikowiaceae
Gene: VPS35
Product: retromer subunit
Biological process (GO): intracellular protein transport; retrograde transport, endosome to Golgi
Cellular component (GO): retromer, cargo-selective complex; late endosome; retromer complex
Source: RefSeq, a predicted model, not a curated record